Molecule: messenger RNA, 900 nt
Organism: Kwoniella botswanensis
Lineage: Eukaryota; Fungi; Basidiomycota; Tremellomycetes; Tremellales; Cryptococcaceae
Exons: 4
Coding region: 1-900 (299 amino acids)
Cellular component (GO): small-subunit processome; nucleolus
Molecular function (GO): small ribosomal subunit rRNA binding
Source: RefSeq, a predicted model, not a curated record
AUGAGACAGAAACGAGCCAAGACAUACAAGAGAGUUAUGGCCCUGUACGUACAGACGUUCGGGUUCAGACAUCCUUUUCAGAUUCUAGUAUCUCACGAUGUGCUUCUCGAAUCUUCCAAAUCCAAUAUGGACAUCGUGAAAGUGUUGGGCGAUGUAGUUCAAGGAGAAUGUAAGCCUAUGAUAACGCAAUGUUGUAUGGAAGCGUUAUACGCCUUGGGUAAAGAUCAUCAACAAACUACGAAUCUUGCCAAAACAUUCGAAAGGAGGAGAUGUAAUCAUAGGACUGCUAUCGAGGGGAAUGAUUGUCUAAAGGAUGUCAUAGGCCAGACCAACAAACAUCGUUAUGUCCUCGCCUCUCAAUCCCAAGCACUGCGAACGUCCCUUGAAAUCGUCCCUGGUCUACCUAUAAUUCAUUUCAACCGUACUGGCGUGUUAGUACUCUCGCCUCCGUCUACAGCGACCAUACGAGAGAAGAAUAAAGGGGAGGAGGCGAGGCGGUUGGAAGGUCUGAAAGAGAUGGAAGGUGUAGUUGAUGGUGGGAAUGUAGUAGGAGCUAACCAGCCAGUCAGUCAGCCGGUGAUAGGGAGAAAGAAGGUCAAGGGAGUCAAUCCGCUUAGUAUGAAAAAGAAGAAAAAGGACAAGCAGCAGCAGCAGCAGAAUCAGCCGGAAAAUCAGAAUAAGAAGAAUGAAGGGGUGGACGUAGGUAAAAAGAGGAGAAGGGAAGAUGAGGAAGGACCGGAAGAAGUAGAAGCGGAAGAGAAGGAGAAGGCGCAGAUCGUCGAGGUUGAGACAGAUACCAGCGGGAAGAAGAAGAGAAGGAAGAGGAAGAAGAAGUCCGCCGUGGCUGAUGCGAUUGCCGAAUUGAAUGCCAUGAACGACAGUGGGAGUGAAGGGGAAUAG